UAGGUGUUAGGGUGUGAUUACACCUUCGUUCUUUUAUAUAUAGCUAAGCCAAGGAUUGAUUGCUUUAUAUUCAUUUGUAUUAAACUAAUUGCUUAUACAACCUUGGAAAUUCUUUCAGUAAAGAAAAGAGCUAAUAAUGGUGAACAAGCAGUUAAGGCCAGCAGCAUCCUUCUUGUUAUUCCUAAACUUGUGCAUGUAUGGAGUUGUAUUGGGCUUAAGUGGUUGGGCUAUGAAUCGAAUCAUCAACUACGGAACGGUUGGCGGAGGACAAAACGGAGCAACUCUAUACUUGAUAAUAUUCUCGUUAGUGGCGGGAGUGGUUGGGGCAGUAUCUUGCUUGUUUGGGUUAAAUCAUGUAACCUAUUGGGGUCCUGAUAGUUUGCCUGCCGCUGCCGUCGCUGCCGCCAUUGCUUGGGGUCUUACCGUGCUUGCUUUGGGCUUUGCUUCAAAACAUAUUAGGCUCCACACAGACAGCGAGCACCUGAAAGCAUUGGAGGCAUUCAUCAUAAUAUUAAGUGGCACGAUGCUUUUGUACAUUGGAGCCAUUCAUGGAGCAAUCAAGAGAGGGUAAUUAGAGGAUGAUCUUAUUUCAGUUAGAAUACGUACUACUUUAUAAUAAAAUUCUAAAUUCAAUUCUCAGACUUUUCUUACCUUCAAUUUGGCCUAUAAUUAAAAAAUAUUUUUUAUUAUUGUGAUUUGUGUACAAAAUCUAAAUAACUGAUUGUAGGGUCAUGGCUUCAUGGCAUGUGGUGUGCAUAUUUUGCUUCCAUUUUAAAAAUUAGAUUAUUUCAUUGUAUGUAUAUAACUACGUCAUGUACUCAUGUGUAAUUGUAAUCUAUGUAUUCGUUUGUUGAUUCUUGUACUAAAAGUAUUUGUAUAGA
Messenger RNA from Amaranthus tricolor (Joseph's coat), 881 nucleotides. Its product is annotated as membrane protein PM19L-like. The transcript has 5 exons. The coding region runs from base 137 to 571 and encodes 144 amino acids. Lineage: Eukaryota; Viridiplantae; Streptophyta; Magnoliopsida; Caryophyllales; Amaranthaceae. The record is from RefSeq and is a predicted model, not a curated record.